AUGACCUCGGUGUCCGUGGGCGCGCCGGUGCCUUCGGAGUCUCGCCGGUGGUCGGGGCCGGAGCUGCUGGCGCUGGCCGCGUCGCAAGGGGGUGCUUACCUGGGCUUCGGGCUGCAGUACGCGCUGCUCACGCCAUUCGUGCUGGAGUUGGGUGUGCCCGUGCGCUGGGCCUCCAUCAUUUGGCUGGGUGGACCCAUUACAGUCUUCUCGACCUUGCAGCGCUCAGCAAUCAAAGCGAAGCGGAUUGCCGUUUCAUUUCCCAACGAAGCUAUGUCGGUCCUGCGGUGCCUGGUGUUCUUCGGCGUCGUUGCUUAUGGAGCGGCGAUGAAGUCAUCGAUGUCCGCUUUGCGGAGUAUUGUCAACGGCACGGGCUCGCAGGCUCCGGGCCUGUCGCAGAUGCAGCUGGCGGUGCAGCAGCUGCUGGGCAAUGCGGGGUCCCCGGGCAUGACGGACUUCUCGGCACAGCUGGACAAGGUGAUCGAGGAGCAGAUGAAGAAGGCGGUGCUCACGUCCAAGGGGACGCUGCAGACUGAGUUGGAUGGCCACUACUCCUCCGGCUACGAUGCCUGCGAUGCGUCCUUGAGCACGAGCCAGGGCACGGACGGGGUCCUGGACAAGAAGACCUCCGUCUUCACCGCGGCGGCGGCGCAGCACAAGACCUGCCGCACCCAGGAGGCGGCGGACGCCACCGCCAAGGACACCUGCGACUCGCAAGAGUCGGAGCUGAAAACCAAGAAGGAGGCCGCCUGUAAGGUAGUCUCGGACUACGACAGCUCUACGGUCACCAACUGCGCCAGGCAGGGGGGGGAGAGCUACGUGACCUACACCGGCCGGCUGGUGGUCUACUACCAGGCGGAGCUCGAGAAGGCGAAGAAGGCGGAGGAGCUGUGCGAGACCGCCACCAAGGACUAUGACGCAAAGGUAGCCGAGUGCACUGGGCUGAAGAGCGAGUGGGAGAAGCAGAGGGCAGCCUGCAACACCCAGCAGGAGACUAUGGACACGGCGUCAUGUACGGUUUUGUCGACUUCUGCGACGGUUUGCGAGGAGUACGCAGCCUGCAACGAGAAGGCCACCACUUCCUACAACUCGGACAAGAGCUCGGUGCAGAGCCAGGAGGCGAGCUUGAAGAGCGAAUGGAUUGCGCUGAUGCACAUGCAGUGCCUGCUCGGCGUCUUCAGCAAGAGCGACAAUGAACGGGCUGCAGCGAUGAAGGCGUGCAACGACAAGGACUUCCAGCCCGCCGCGGACGCCGCGUUGUCCUUGACCUACCCGGCCAAGGUGCCGCGAGACCCGAAGAGCUGCGCCAGCGCCUCGAACACCGUGCAGAGCGCCAGCUACGCGGAGACCCACUACGACACGCUGCCCAGCAACGCCCAGGCCAAGACCUGCAUCGCGGAGUGCUGUGCCAAGUGCGACAGCUUCACCUGCCCCUGGGGCUACGCUCAAAAGGACAACGCGCAGAACAUCUUCGGAGCUUUGCGGGACGAAUGCUGUGAGGAGUCGCUCUUGUUGCAAGGUUCCCACCUGGUCACCGACGAGAAUCAGAUCAGGUUGAUUAGUGGCUGGAUGCAGCAGUUUGGCUGGGCGACCUCGGGCUGGACGUUGUGCUACCGCAAGUCCACGCAUGGAGGAACUGGCUCAACCUGGCACAGUCAAUGCAAUAACAAGGGCAAGACCAUCAGCAUCAUCAAGCUGAGCACCGGCAGGGUGAUUGGAGGGAUGACCAGCAUCCCCUGGAAGGGCGCCAACAGCAGAUACUGGAGCUCAAGCUACGGCAAGGGAGCACUUUUCUCAUUGACCAACUCCUUUCUGCACACGGUGAAGAACACCAAUUAUGUCACCUACGACCGCGCAGACUAUGGGCCCUGCUUUGGUGGAGGUCACGACUUUGUUAUAUACAACACCUGGGGCGGGUACUGCAACAUCGGGCACUCGUACAACUGCCGAGUGGGAAGCUACGCGAAAUCGGAUUGCAGGAACGAUUUCUGCGGAAACUACAAUUCCUGGUCGGUGCAGGAGCUGGAGACUUACUACCUCAACUGA
This is a messenger RNA of Effrenium voratum, 2043 nucleotides long. The record is from the annotation of a GenBank genome assembly. NCBI's taxonomy places the organism in Eukaryota, Dinophyceae, Suessiales, Symbiodiniaceae.